This is a messenger RNA of Tupaia belangeri chinensis (Chinese tree shrew), 442 nucleotides long. RefSeq names its product secretoglobin family 1D member 1. Bases 59 to 340 code for a protein of 93 amino acids. Gene Ontology annotation, biological process: signal transduction. The transcript is spliced from 3 exons. The record is from RefSeq and is a predicted model, not a curated record. NCBI's taxonomy places the organism in Eukaryota, Metazoa, Chordata, Mammalia, Scandentia, Tupaiidae.
UAAAUCCACAUCACUCAUCAUUUGGUGAAGCUGAAAGCUCGAAGCAAAACUUACCCCCAUGAAGCUGUGGAUGUCUCUCCUGCUGGUCACUCUGGCCCUUUGUUGUUAUGAGGCCAAUUCACUGGUCUGUCCAGACUUAAUUACAAAAGUGGAAAACUUCUUACUCUCUUCUAAUGAUAAGUUUACGCCACAACUUUCCACAUAUGAUGUACCUUUGACAUCUGUAGAAGCAACGUUGGAAGUGAAGAAAUGCACGGACAAACUUUCCCAUGGGGAGAGACUCCGACUUGUAAGCAUACUGGAUAAAAUCGUGCAGACAUGUGUCUUCCUCCAAACAUAAAAGAUUUGUGUCCUGUUUACGCUGUCUUACGAAGAUACAUUGAUGUUUACUGCAAAAUGGGAAGGUUUCAGCAUCUUCCUUUAUUAAAUUACUUGUCCUGCA